Wasmannia auropunctata (little fire ant) is the source of this 4045-nucleotide messenger RNA. It is a transcript of the gene Elovl7, whose product is annotated as elongation of very long chain fatty acids protein AAEL008004. NCBI's taxonomy places the organism in Eukaryota, Metazoa, Arthropoda, Insecta, Hymenoptera, Formicidae. The record is from RefSeq and is a predicted model, not a curated record. Gene Ontology annotation, biological process: fatty acid elongation, polyunsaturated fatty acid; very long-chain fatty acid biosynthetic process; sphingolipid biosynthetic process. Gene Ontology annotation, molecular function: fatty acid elongase activity. The transcript has 4 exons. Bases 1564 to 2553 code for a protein of 329 amino acids. Gene Ontology annotation, cellular component: endoplasmic reticulum membrane.
UCGGGAUAAUGGGUGCCGUUUUUUUCGCAGAAAUCGCGAGUCGCGAAAUCGACCGAGAACGCGGACAAUGUCGUGUUUCGCGCCUGACGCCCCGCCCCUCUCUAUUACCGACCUCGAUCGAGAGAUCGAGAGCGCGGCGAUCCGAAAGAAGAGCACCGCCAAAUUGGUCACGAGACCAGGAAGUAUGCUGUGUUAUUUGCAAAACCUGACAAAUCGAAUCGGCAAAAGGGAAUCAGAUCGACUGGUUUUGAAAUAAAUCGGCACCUAGUACGAUCGGAAUCUUCUCACAGAAAUGUUAGAUCGCAAAAACGUGAAUUUCCAGUUUGCGAGAUAUUUAGCAAUUUUCAUGUCCCAGCUUUCUUUAUUCAAUCUAGUUUACAAUGAAGUCGCAACAAUAAUAAGAAUUGUCUUUCUUAACGGGCAUUAAAUCUUUAGCGUUAUGGUUAUCAGUCAAAGUUGUUUCCUCAUAAUAUUUGUAUACAAAAGUGAGAAAAAUUUCAUUUACUCCAAAACUGAUUCUUUUAUUAGGUAUACAUAUAUCGAUGAAAAUUGUCAUUUUUGUUAUUUUUCAAUAUUUGAAGUGACGUUCGUAUGAUUAAAAGCUUGAGAUUGAAUGUCAUUGUAUAAUUGAAUUAUUUUCAAACUUAGAAAAAACUUAGAAAAAAUCCUUUAUCUUCAUUAAUCACUAAUUACUCAAAGACUACUGACGUCAAGGCUGACGGUCAAUUUUCAUCAAAAAAAAAAAGAUCUAUUGAAAGUUUGUUUAAAGAGUCUGUAAUUAGCAGAACAUCCAUUUGACAUACCUUGAAAAAUAUUACUAAAACGCAAAUAGCCAAUUAAUACUUGUCAUAAUAUUACUAAUGUAAGAGUAUAUACAUAUAUAUGUAGGUAUGUUUAAUCGGCUUUUAUUUCAUAAAAAAUUGACAUGUUUAAUGCAUUAAAAGUGUCAUCCGGUAAACAUUGUACAACAUUGAUAAGGCGGAUUCAUUUACACAGUGCAAUUUUUAUGAGAGCACCCGAAUUUGUUUUGUAAUGUUAAUAAGAUAAAAUUAUUCUCACGAUAAUUAUUCUAAUAUAGUAUACUGUAAAAUAACUGUCGAAACGGUAAAAUCUAUUAUUCCGCAAAGCAAAUUAUCUUAAUUUCUGCAGAUUAUGUAAUAAAAAAAUGGAGGUAAUAAAGCAUUCCUGACUUUCAUGCAAUUAUUUUUACAUGCGCACUUUUUUGUCUUUUUUCCUGACUCAAGUAGGUUUAUUCCGUUUUCUCUCUAUGCGAAAAUUUUUUGCAAAAAUGCUAGAAUCUUCUAAGAAUAGAAUUCCUCUCACGCGUAAUUUAUGAGCGCUUCUGAAUUACUUGAAUAAAAAAGUCACGUUUUGCAAAAUUUAUCUUUCCAACUGCCGCAACGAAUUAUAAAAGUGAGGCGAAGUACAACGCCGCAUUUGACGUCAACAUUUUCUCAAGGCUGAAAAAUAAGAAUCGUAUUCGCUACCGGACGAGAGUAAAGACCGCGAGGACAAGCGGGGAGAGCAGCGACAAAGGCUGGGUUUCCGCACGCCUGCGGGAAAAUGCGGUUCAGACCACUGAUGGCACAAUUAAUAGAAAUGAUUUACGAUGGUUACCGAGACCUGAUGUACAACAAGAGCGACCCGAGAGUCAACGAUUGGCCGAUGAUGAGCGGCCCGUUCCCCACACUGGCGAUCUGCUUGUUCUACGCCUAUUUCGUUAAGGUCUUGGGACCAAAACUCAUGGAGAAUCGAAAGCCCUUCGAUCUCAGAAGAGUGAUGAUAUGGUACAAUCUCUUUCAAGUAAUAUUCUCCUCGUGGUUGUUCAACGAGAGCGUGGUCGCAGGCUGGGGAGGACGAUACUCCUUCAGGUGUCAGCCGGUCGAUUACUCAAACGAUCCGAUCUCGCUGCGAAUGGCACGAGGUUGCUGGUGGUAUUACAUCUCAAAGUUCGUCGAGUUCACGGACACAAUCUUCUUUGUGUUGAGGAAAAAGAACGAUCACAUUAGCACUCUCCAUGUCAUCCAUCACGGCUGCAUGCCCAUGUCCGUGUGGUUCGGAGUUAAAUUUACCCCCGGUGGCCAAAGCACCUUCUUCGGUUUUCUGAACACCUUCGUACACAUCGUGAUGUAUUCGUACUACCUCCUCGCGGCGCUCGGGCCGCAAAUACAGCCAUACCUGUGGUGGAAGAAAUACCUGACCACUUUACAAAUGGUCCAGUUCAUUCUUGUCUUCAUCCACGCGUUCCAAUUACUUUUCAUCGAUUGCAACUAUCCAAAGGUCUUCGUCUGGUGGAUCGGCAUGCACUCCAUAAUGUUCUACUUCCUCUUCCGCAACUUCUACAACGAAGCGUACAAGAAGAAGAAUCUGAAGAACGCGAGCAAGCAGAAGAAUGACAAGAAGGAGCGGAGUGUGCCCAAGGACGAUGUCAAAAAGAACGGCAACGCGAAGGGCGUGAUAUACGCGAACCAGUACAAAAUGGCCACUGGUUACAUCUCGGACAGCGGCCUCAGGAAUCGCGUGUUUAUCGAUAAUCGAGGUUUCAAUGAAUAAUCAACAAAGAAACCUCCGAUUCAAAGGAGACUUCAAUGUGUCGAGCAUACAUUCGACUGCAAAUCAUCAUCAUUUAGAGCACUCUGCCACGUUGUACCAUAGCCGUUAGCUUCGCAAAGUGUGAUCGAUUAAAAAGCAGUCCGGUAAAUAGACAGGAGACGUUAAAAGUAAUGGGAAAUAAAAGGAAAAACGCGUUAAUCGGAAUUUCUAAAAGUCUCGUCUUACAAUUAGUGGCAUAUCCCAAUCAAAACAAUAUAUAGGUCACGAUAAUCAAAAUGAUGUUAAGGUGAAUCGUGAUUGCCGAAAAGUGAAUUCUAAUAAUCACUUUAAAGUCGAUUCGCCGUCGUUUUGAUGUCGUGACUAUUUGUUUCGCCUGGGAUUCCUUCUAGAUGCUUCGCGGUGGUGUAUGUGGUUUUACGUGUAUAAAAGAUCGCACUUUCCGUAUAUGUAUAUUACAUAUAUGUAUGAACGGAUGUAUGAUUGUGUAUAUAUUGUAUGUAUAUACACUUGUGUAUAUACGAUAAUUUGCGUGCAUUUUGCUAAUUUGUCGAGGAGCGAAAACAGACUGGAUGAACUGCUGUAAUGAAAUUGCCAAAAUGACAAAAUAUGUUAUUCUUCCCAGUUAGGAUACCAGUAGAAGUCGAAACGCAUCCUUCUACAGAUUGCCCUUUCCCGAAAGAGGUGACUUUUAAAGAGGUGGUUUUUAUGAAUAUUUAUAGACCGCGCUCGUAAGGAUUAAUUCCGUGUUUGCUCAUGUCUUCCUCUUUCAAAAAUAGAAUAGUAACGAACUCUUGCCGUAUUUCGUAUCAAGAGGAUAAAGAAAAUACAAUAUUUAUUUUGUAUGAGUAAGAAUAUUUAGCGAAAUUAUGAUUACUAUUUCGAAGCGUUAUUGACGUGAAACAGUCAAAGUUUCCAAAGCAUAUCUAAACGCAAAAAGGUUGCUGCAAAUUGCCUAGAUGACGAUAAUAUAACACAAAAUUCCAAUAAGGCAUAGACAGACAAUUUAUUAAUUAAAAGUAUGAAUUUAUAUAUUUACUGUUUGGAACUAGUAUUUAUUUAUUAUAGAACUAGUAUUAAUUUGCAGCAAUAAAUUUUUUUUAAUUAUUGAAGAAUAUUUUAUUUUCAUCUACAAUCCUAUUCUCUCAGAGAGCACAUUUCGUUUUUAUUUUAGAUAUUCUAAUAUUUCUUCUACUUUAAAUAUACUUAUUGUGAUAAAAUACAUAUGUACAUAUAUAUACACACAUAUGUAUAUAUAUAUAUAUAUAGACAUAUUUUGAUUUUAGAAUUAACUAUGUAUAUUAACGUCAAUCUUUCAUACAUAAGAAACGUUUAAUAUAAAAACUAAAAUUUUCCAUUAUUAUAUUUAUAAAAUAAAAUAAUAGAAUAAGAUGAGUACAAUAUGUUCAACAAAUUAUAAACGUUUCUCUCAAACUCUCCCAAAAAUUUUUACGGCUUCCUUUCAUCAAUAAAAUAUAAAAAUUUAUAGCCGUUA